This is a messenger RNA of Acanthopagrus latus (yellowfin seabream), 3327 nucleotides long. It is a transcript of the gene sec14l1, whose product is annotated as SEC14-like protein 1. NCBI's taxonomy places the organism in Eukaryota, Metazoa, Chordata, Actinopteri, Spariformes, Sparidae. The transcript is spliced from 16 exons. The coding region runs from base 251 to 2335 and encodes 694 amino acids. Gene Ontology annotation, biological process: negative regulation of RIG-I signaling pathway. The record is from RefSeq and is a predicted model, not a curated record. Gene Ontology annotation, molecular function: RIG-I binding. Gene Ontology annotation, cellular component: cytosol; cytoplasm.
CGACUUCCUGUUUGUGUGAAGGGAGGAGGAGGAGUUAUCGGUCUGUGCUGCGGACCCACGGACAAACAGACAGACACGGCUACAGUACUUUUCAUUUCGCCGUUUACAUUAAGGGAAGCUACACUCCCUCCUCUCCCUCCUGGAGCGACGGUAUGGACGCACCGAGGAGAAUCCGGCAGCUGCAGUGACGCACUUUAAAUUGAGCGGCUCGGAUUCAAACAGCUAGGCUGUUUGUGAACCAGGGUCCACCAUGGUGCAGGAGUACCAGUCCCCCGUGCGGGUCUACAAGCACCCGUUUGAGCUAAUCAUGGCGGCCUAUGUGAGGAGGUUCCCAAAGUGCCCCCUGAUCCCAGUGUUUGUAGACAGCGAGAUCGUGAGUGAGAACCAAAGCAAGGAUGGAUCCACACUGGUGACUGAGAGGCGCUGCGUGAUCGACAUCGAUGCCCCACGGCUUCUUAAACGGAUCGCCGGUGUAGAUUACCUAUACUUUAUCCAGAAGAACACUCUAAAUCGCAGAGACAGGACACUCCGCAUCGAGGUCCACAAUGAGACCUUUUCCAGCAGAGUUGUUGUCCGAGAGUGCUGCAACUACACGGUUCAUCCAGAGAAUGAAGACUGGACAUGCUUUGAACAGACAGCUAGUAUGGAUAUCAAGUCCUUUUUUGGCUUUGAGAGCACAGCAGAGAAGAUAGCUAUGAAACAGUAUGCUAGCAGCAUUAAGAAGGGUAAAGAAAUUAUUGAGUACUACCUCAGAGAGCUGGAGGCAGAAGGAGUAACUUACAUACCUCGUUGGACCCCCCCUGUUGUCUCUGGCACUACCAGAGCAAUCCCGGUGAAGGGUGCUAGGAAUGGACUGGACAGCAAAGACACAGAGCUGGUGGUCGGCUCACCUGACGACAAGCUAGAUGCUGACUACAUCAGACGUUACCUAGGAGAUUUAACGCCUCUGCAGGAGAGCUGUCUUAUUCGACUGCGCCAGUGGCUCCAAGAAAACAACAAGGGCAAGAUUCCAAAGGAUCAGCAUGUGCUGCGCUUCCUGAGGGCCAGAGAUUUCAACCUUGACAAAGCCAGAGAGUUCAUGUGGCAGUCGCUCACCUGGAGGAAGCAGCACCAGGUAGAUUUCCUGUUGGACACGUGGGAGCAGCCACAGCUGCUUCAGGACUAUUACGCCGGAGGCUGGCACCACCACGACAAAGAUGGCCGUCCUCUGUAUGUUCUGCGUCUGGGGCAAAUGGACACGAAGGGCUUAGUACGAGCUUUAGGAGAGGAGAAGCUGCUGAGACAGGUCCUGUCUCUCAAUGAGGAGGGACUGAGGCGUUGUGAAGAAAACACCAGAGUCUUCGGUCGGCCCAUCAGCUGCUGGACUUGCCUGGUGGAUCUAGAGGGUCUUAACAUGCGUCACCUCUGGAGACCAGGAGUGAAGGCUCUGCUGAGAAUCAUUGAGGUGGUGGAGGCCAACUACCCCGAGACUCUGGGUCGCCUACUCAUACUGAGGGCGCCCAGAGUUUUCCCAGUGCUCUGGACCCUGGUGAGCCCUCUAAUUGAUGAGAACACCCGCAAGAAGUUCCUCGUAUAUGCCGGUAACGACUACCAGGGUCCAGGAGGACUGGUGGACUACAUAGACAAAGAAAUCAUCCCCGACUUCUUGGGAGGGGAUUGCAUGUGUGACAUCCCUGAGGGAGGUAUGGUCCCCAAAUCUUUGUACAGGACAGCAGAAGAGCUGGAGAGUGAAGAAAACCGCCUUCUAACUGACUCCAUCUAUAAGAGUGCCAGUAUUUUCAAAGGAGCCCCAUAUGAGAUGCUGGUCGAGAUCACUGAAGCCUCCUCCGUCAUCACCUGGGACUUUGAUGUGUCCAAAGGAGAUGUGAUUUUCAACAUCUACCACUCCAAGAGAGCCCCACAGCCUCCCAAGAAAGACACCCUCGGAGCCCACGCCAUCACAUCCCUCGGGGCCGUUAACACCCAGCUGAUAGACAGGAACUGGGUGCUGGGAAAGGACUACAGCAUGGUGGAGAAAGCACUCACCUGCAGGGAGGGAGAGAGUGUGCAGGGCUCCCACAUAACGCGCUGGCCCGGCUUCUACAUCCUCCAGUGGCGCUUCCACAGCACCCCGGCAUGCUCUGCCUCCAGCCUGCCUCGUGUGGAUGAUGUGCUGGCCUCGCUUCAGGUCUCCUCCCACAAGUGCAAGAUCAUGUACUACACCGAGGUGCUGGCCUCCCAUGACUUCAGGGGAUCCAUGACAAGUCUGGAGUCGAGUCACAGUGGUUUCUCUCAGCUCAGUGCUGCCACUACCUCCUCUAGCCAAUCACACGCCAGCUCCACCAUCUCCAGGUAGCAUCUGCUCAGCAGGUGUUAAAGGAAGCAGUGACCUAAAACCUCCUGACAUAUACUCCGACUGUGCCUUGUGGCUUCAUAAAGAGGCUGUUUUUACCAGUACACUUAAAGGGGCACUAUGUAGUUUUGGAGAAUACAUUGAGGCUCAGAAUAUUUAAUAAACACAAUUUUUUAUUUAGUUAAAUUUAUUCUUUCCAUAAGUGAAUAAACAAACUGCUCACAGUGGAAAAUAAAGUCCAAAGAACACUUUUUAAAGGGACUUAUGAUCCUCCACAGGGUCCGUCACGUAACAGUAAUAAAACUGUCGUAAAACAGUAUAAAACUGUCUUGAACUUGAAGGUUAGUUUGUCUAUUCAGUCUUGAAAGCAAAGAGUUUGCUUAUUUAUUUUGUUUAAAGAUGAGAAUAAAAAAAUAAAAAUCAAUGAAUUCUGAUCAAAAUAUUUCCCCCAAAGCUACAUAGUGCUCCUUUAAAUAAGACAUUAAUCUGAUGAUUAAAGUUGAGGAGACUGAUAUUAUUUGAUGUUUUAUGGAUCGGUUUGGACGGAAUCACGCACUUGAAAGUUUUCAUUUAUUGUGCGUAUGAUGACUGACUUGUUCCUUUUCUUUGCUGGACUAAUAGUAAUGUAUAACACAUGCAAUGCACAGUACAAAUAACUGACUGACUGUAUUUAUAGUAGGUGUGUGUCCCAUAAGUGCCAUUACAGAGGAGCAUCUGCCGGAUCAAUAAUGCAAAAAGGAGACGCCCCACAAACAGCAGCUCUUACAUAAGAUGAAAUGUUGCAGAGAGAUUGAAAAGUAAAAAAAAGUGUCUGUACGGCACACACAGCUUCCCUUUCCUCAAGUGUUCACCGACCACAAGAUGUCAGUGUACUCUGUGACUGGAGCUGCUCUUGUAUCUGCAGUGCAUUCACACUCUCACUCACUCGCUUUGUCUGGUUGUCUAAGAAAUCGAAAGAAGGAUUGUUUUAAUAAAGAAUUUAUCACAAGAAUUCA